Hypomesus transpacificus is the source of this 2574-nucleotide messenger RNA. Its product is annotated as V-set and immunoglobulin domain-containing protein 10-like 2. The record is from RefSeq and is a predicted model, not a curated record. Gene Ontology annotation, cellular component: cell-cell junction. The coding region runs from base 1 to 2574 and encodes 857 amino acids. Gene Ontology annotation, molecular function: cell adhesion molecule binding. Gene Ontology annotation, biological process: cell-cell adhesion. The transcript has 12 exons. Lineage: Eukaryota; Metazoa; Chordata; Actinopteri; Osmeriformes; Osmeridae.
AUGGUGGCCAGAGGGUUGACCUUUAUCUGUCUGCUCACCUGCCUGUUCACGUCCCCCGGCCACGCGGUGGACAUCCUCGACCCCGGGGAAGUGGUGUACGUGGACUCCCGUCUAGACGGGGUGGUGGGCCGAGCCGUGAUCCUGGAGUGCGGAGCCACCUUACCUGACGUCUACAUCUGGGGCUUCACUAAGCCCGGGACGGACGCCAUACGAGCUGUCGUCUACGACUUUGGGAAGGGCCCCAAGAUCCAGCAGCUGGCACAGACUCUGGGAGACUUGCAGGUCAUCUCGAAAAGUGCCUCGGUGAGCAUUGAGAACCUCCAGCUGGCUGCUCGUGGACUGUACACCUGCCAGGCCUUGUACGACACCCCGCAGGGAGCCAAACUCUACUACUACUACACCCAUCUGUUUGUCCUGGUUCCGGUCACCAAGCCCUACAUUUUGGUGAGUGAUGCGUCUCCGGCGGAAGGAUCCUCCGCGUGGCUGCGCUGCGGCCUGGAGAACGGGACCUCGCCCAUUUACUAUGAGUUUGAGCAAGAGACUCACAAUGGAUUUUUCAAGACCUUUGGCCAGGGAAACAGCAGCCGGUUCAACAUGACAGAGAUCAACCGCAACCACACAGGCUGGUACCGGUGUAGCGUCCGCAAUGCGGUCAACCAACAACGAUCCGAUCGCAUCUGGUUAGACAUCAUCUACGGUCCCGACAUCCCUCAGAUCGACGUGACUCCGUACAGCGUGACCGAGCGUGGCUACUCGGCCCUGGAGAGAGAGACGGUCUCCCUGCUCUGUCAGUCCCAGUCCAACCCGCCCAGCCAGUACGUCUGGUUCUACAACAACUCCCAGGUCUACACCGGACCCCAGUUCACCAUCACCAGGAUCCUGCGCAUGCACACCGGCAUCUACGCCUGCCUGGCCCAGAACACUUACCUCAACACCCGCGCACGGAAGACAAUCACUCUGACCGUCUACUACCCUCCCGAUGGUUCCCCUUCCUGCAUCGUGCAGCCAGCGCUCAACUACUCCUCCCUGAGCCUGCAGUGUACCUGGCCAGGGGGCCUGCCACCACCCUCCCUUCGAUGGAGCCCUGGCCUACUGGCCCCUGGACAGGAAGGGGCGGUCCUGGGGCAGGAAGGGGCCGUGCUGACCAAUAACGUCACAAUGUUGCAAUCCGGAGCUAACACCUUCAACAACUCCCUGUUCACCUGCCAAGGCUCUCACCUGGCCCUCAAUCAAAGCACAUACUGCUCAAUACGGACCUUGUGUUUUGCAUACGCGACACGUGACAACCAGCAGCUGAUGCUCUCCUGCUCCUGGGGGGGCGGAGCUCCCCGGGCUCUGCUCUGGUGGGAGGGGCCAGGGGGCCAGCAGCACGGAGGAGGGGAGGAGAACGCCAACAUUCUGGUUCUCCGCUCUGGCUCCGCCCAGAGUGGGCAGGCCUACAUCUGCCGUGGGAAACAUCCACUCCACCCCCUGCCCCAGCCCUGCACGCUGAUGCUGGAAGCUCCAGUGUUGCUGACCCAGAGGAGCAUGGUGUCUGUGUAUGAGGGCAGUGACGUCGAGCUCACCUGCAUCCUGACGGCCAACUACCUUCCAGCCAGUGACAUCACCUGGUUCAACAACCGUAGACAAGAAGUCCGGAACGUUCCUCAAAAGUACCUGAUGCAGCGAGGGGCAGCCUGGGCCAAUCUGACGGUGCGGGAGACCGAUGGUAUCCAAGACAGCGGCCAAUACUGGUGUUCCGCUUCCAAUGCUGUGGGAGGGGCUGAGAUCCCGAUCACUUUAUUGGUCAAGAGGUACCCCAUGCCUCCGAACGUGACUCUGGUCAGACUGGUGUACAGCACUCGUCAGCGCAGCGAGGUGCAAAUAGAGUGGCGAUUAGAGGAAGAAGGACAGAGCGUCAACGAGGGAGCGAGAGACGGAGGGUUCACUAGGUUCAUGCUGGAGCGCAGGAGCGUAGAAGAAGAGGCGACGACCCCGGGGAGGAAGAGGAGUGGAGAGGAGGAGGAGGAGGAGAGAGGGGAGGGAAGGAGCAGUUCUCCCUCCUGGCUGCAGGUGGGGGAGCAGGGGCCAGAUGUGCGAUAUCACACCCUGGGCAACCUCAUUCCCACCCUCACCUACCAGUUCCGCGUCACAGCUGUCAAUCACCGCACUGUGGGACAUCCUUCCCCAGCAAAGACCCCAGCGGACCCUCCCUUCAACGCGUAUCCUGCUGUGAUUGGAGCAGCCAUCGGGGGGAUGAUCCUCGCCGCCAUUGCCACGGUGCUGCUGUUCAUGUUCAUCAUUCGCAACCGUAACAACAAUCCCCGACUACACGACAUGCUGUUCGGCAUGCAGCACAGCCAGUCCAGAGAGAACAUCAACUUUCCUGAAGAUGAGAUCAUGGAGGGAGCUGAAGGAGGUGGUGACCUUGGUCCCUCCCCUGGUCCAGACCCAGUCAUGUCCUCCCCCAGAGCCUCCUCCCCCAGGGCCCAGUCCCCCCUGGGGGUCUCCCCCGCCACCGGCCAGCCUCCUCCCCCCGGAGACGACAACGAACCUGUCAACGUCACCAUCACUGUCAUGGCAACAGGCUCCUAA